AUGCAGCUCCUACUCCUAACAACCAUGCACCUGCUGCAGCUGCUCCUGCUGACCUCCGCCGUGGCCACAACCAGUGCAGCUGCAGGCUUGUAUCCGUCAAGCCAUGACCAUGACGACGAGAGAGCUCUUGUGGCUUUCAAGGCCAAGAUCUCCGGCCACUCAGGCGUGCUGGACUCGUGGAACCAGAGCACCAGCUACUGCAGCUGGGAGGGCGUCACCUGCGGCAGGAGGCACCCGUGGAGGGUGGUAGCCCUGAACCUCAGUUCCCAGGGUCUCGCCGGCACCAUCUCCCCCGCCAUCGGCAACCUCACCUUCCUGCGCUUGCUCAACCUGAGCUACAACAGCCUUCACGGUGAGAUCCCUGCCAGCAUCGGCUCCCUCAGGCGCCUUCAACGCCUUUACCUGGUCCAAAACACGCUCACUGGUGUCAUCCCAGGUAACAUCAGCCGCUGCAUCAGCCUCCGUGAGAUCCGCAUCCAACACAACAUAGGCCUGCAGGGAAGCAUCCCAGCCGAGAUUGGCAACAUGCCAUCGCUCUCAGUUCUACAGCUGUCAAACAACAGCAUCACCGGAACUAUCCCGUCUUCUCUUACAAACCUUUCCCGGCUGACCAUGCUAUCCUUGGCAGCCAACUAUCUUGAGGGAUCGAUCCCUGCAGGCAUCGGGAACAAUCCGUAUCUCGGUUUCCUUCAGCUCUCCCAUAAUAAUCUCUCCGGUCGGCUCCCUCCUUCCCUAUUCAACCUGUCAUCUCUUUAUAUCUUUUAUGCGGCUUUCAACCAGCUCCAUGGCCAUCUACCAUCAGACCUGGGGAAAAGCCUUCCGAGAAUCCAACAGUUUGGGAUUGCAGGAAACCGAUUUACUGGAGCUCUUCCGCCAUCGCUAACCAACCUCUCCAGGCUCCAGCUUCUUGACUUGGGAGCUAAUAAUUUUACUGGAGUUGUUCCUGCUGAAUUGGGCAGAUUGCAACAACUUGAAAUGUUUGCUCUGGAAGAAAACAUCUUAGAAGCAAACAACGAGGAAGAGUGGGAAUUUAUUGAUUCUUUGGUGAAUUGUAGCAGAUUAAAGGAACUGGGCAUUGGAUCGAACAAAUUUUCAGGGAAGCUGCCAGGUCUGUUGGUUAAUCUGUCUACUAAUCUCCAGCUGCUGCAAAUUGCCAACACCAACAUAUCCGGUGCCAUCCCACCAGAUAUAGGAAAUUUGGAAGGUCUUGAGAUGCUUGAUUUUGGUGAAAACUUACUCACUGGGGUCAUUCCUGAAAGCAUCGGGAAGCUUACACGAUUGCUGGUGCUAGGCCUCAAUUCAAACUACCUCUCAAGACAUCUACCAUCCUCCAUCGGGAACCUGUCUAGUCUACUUCAGCUUUAUGCAGGCGGCAACAGCUUGGAGGGGCCAAUUCCACCAACCAUUGGAAACUUGAGCAAACUUUUAGGCCUAGAUCUGUCAUAUAACAACCUUACUGGCUUGAUUCCUAACCAAAUUAUGGAGCUGCCAUCGAUCACAAUGUUUCUGGAUCUGUCCAACAACAUGCUGGAGGGACCACUUCCGUCAGAAGUUGGUAGUUUGGUACAUCUUGAACAGCUCUUCCUAUCAAGAAACAAACUGUCAGGUGAGAUACCUGAUACUAUUGGCAACUGCAGGGUCAUGGAAAUCCUCUCAAUGGAUGGCAACUCGUUCCAAGGAAAUAUACCUGCUACGUUCAAGAACAUGGCAAGCUUGACUGUACUUAAUUUGACGGACAACAAACUAGAUGGAAGCAUCCCUGGCAACCUGGCUACCCUUACCAACCUGCAGGAGUUGUAUCUUGGCCACAACAAUUUAUCCGGAACAAUUCCAGAGCUUUUAUUUAAUUCAACAUCGCUGCUUCGUCUAGAUCUGUCCUACAACAGUUUGCAAGGUGAAGUACCAAAAGGAGGAGUUUUCAAAAAUUUGACUGGACUAUCAAAUGUUAGUAACAAUGCAUUAAAGUCCAAGACAGCACCGAAGAAAGAUCUGCCACCACAAUUUGCAAAGGUAGAGCUUCCAAUAGUUCCAUACAAUGAUAUACUGAAAGGAACAGAUGGAUUUUCAGAAGCAAAUGUGCUUGGAAAGGGAAGAUAUGGUACAGUAUACAAGGGCACACUAGAAAAUCAAGCCAUUGUCGUCGCCGUAAAGGGUCAAGACUUCAGAGCACUAGUCUUUGAGUUCAUGGCUAAUGGCAGCUUAGAUAGAUGGAUCCACUCAAAUUUAGAAGGCCAAAAUAGACAAGGAGCGCUGAGUCUGUCACAGAGGUUGGAUAUCGCUGUGGACAUUGUGGAUGCUUUGGACUAUCUUCACAACGGUUGCCAGCCAUUGAUCAUCCAUUGUGAUCUCAAUCCAAGUAACAUUCUUCUCAAUCAGGACAUGAGAGCUCGAGUUGGAGAUUUUGGCAUUGCUAGAGUUCUAGAUGAAGCAACAACAAACAUCCUGUGA
Messenger RNA from Miscanthus lutarioriparius, 2448 nucleotides. The record is from the annotation of a GenBank genome assembly. Lineage: Eukaryota; Viridiplantae; Streptophyta; Magnoliopsida; Poales; Poaceae.